AAAAAAACACAAACCCCUAAUUUUUGUCUGUUGUUGUUUCACUUCCUCUUUCUCCUUCAAGCUUUCGUAAAUCCUUCGGCCAUGGCGCACGGAGGUUAUGCCAAGAGAAGGGUCUCGGAACCGAAACAUACUGCGGGAAGCAGCAGCAGCCGGAGGUCGAAAGGAUUGCGUGUGGAGAAGAAACCUAAGAUUGUCUCUCUCAAGAAUCAGAUUCGUUCCGUCGAACGCUUCCUUCGUAAAGAUUUGCCUCCUGAAGUAAAAGAGACUCUAAAACAGAAGUUGGAGUAUUUGAAGAAGCAGCAAGAUGACCAUACUCGUCUUGCUGUAGAGCGUAAAAUAUUCCUCAGGAACAGGAAGAUUAAGUUCUUUGAGCGGAGAAAGAUUGAAAGGAGCAUUAGACGUCUUGAGAAGCUGCAACGUACUUCAUCUGCUCAUGUGGGAGAUGCAGAUAUAGCUGAGCAACUCAGUAAACUCAAAGAAGAUCUUGAAUAUGUUAGGUUCUUCCCCAAAAAUGAGAAGUAUGUUUCUCUGUUUACUGGAGCCGAGGAUUCAGACGUGAUUGAGCGAAGAAGUAAAAUGCGGAAACAGAUCAAAGCCAAUAUUAUUGUUGCCGCUGCUAGUGGAAAAGAGUUAGAAGAGACAGGUAGUGAAGAUGAUGGUCUUCUGGACCUUAGUGAUGAUGAUUUCUUUGAUAAAGGGAGUUCAAGCGAUGAAGCAGACGCGGAUGAUGAAUUGACCGAUAAAAGCACAAAGGAGGCUGCUUCUAGUGCUUCUGGUAGAGCAACAUCUGGCAUGUCUAGUGAUGAAAGGAACCAGAAGCAAAACUCUGCUAGGGCAUUAAUGCCACCACCACAAGCAAGGUUUGGAUCAAAUCCUAGGAAGAAUUCAUUUGUGCAGAGGAAUGAGAUGCCAUCAUCCUCAAGAAACACUUCAAACAGAAGAAGUGAGUCUUCACAUAAUGCCAGGGCUGCUGCCGCAACUUCAUAUAGCAGUCAGAGUAGCAACUUGAGCUCCAAUUCUGAUGCUCAUAAACCCAAAAGGAAGAGACGGCCUAAGAAGAAGAAGCAACAGGCGUGAUCGGGUUCUCGGCUUCUCCAAACACACACUAGAAACUCUUAUCAGUUCUGUUUGAUUCACUUGCUUGCUAAGGUCUCUCUGCUGGGAUCUAAUGCAGAUAUAUAUUAUAAUAUAUACAUUUUGGUGUGGUCAUGAAUGCAGAGAGACAAGUGUCUGUUGCUUUUGGAAUAUGAAAUGGAAACCCUACAAACUUAUGGGUAUAAACUCCCUUUUGAA
Molecule: messenger RNA, 1293 nt
Organism: Eutrema salsugineum
Lineage: Eukaryota; Viridiplantae; Streptophyta; Magnoliopsida; Brassicales; Brassicaceae
Product: rRNA-processing protein EFG1
Exons: 8
Coding region: 82-1077 (331 amino acids)
Biological process (GO): maturation of SSU-rRNA from tricistronic rRNA transcript (SSU-rRNA, 5.8S rRNA, LSU-rRNA)
Cellular component (GO): preribosome, small subunit precursor; nucleolus
Source: RefSeq, a predicted model, not a curated record